UCUGCUCAGAUCCUCAUCAUCCUGGUCCUGAUGACUGUAAUGCUGCUGGUGAUUGGCUGUCUGUUGAACCACUACAAGCUGUCUGCUGCCUCCUUUACGACCAGACAGAACCAGGCCCGGAGGCAAGCACAACACCUACAGCGGGAUGUGUGUCUCUGGCCGCCGGACAGCGGCUCUCGACAAGGCGCCUCCGAGGUGGUGUAUCUGUCUGUGUCUAGGACUAGGUUCACAGCCCCCUCCUUUAUGUACCGGGAUCGUUUCAGUCGCUUCCAGCCCACCUACCCCUACCUGACCCACGACAUCCACCUUCCCCCCACCAUCUCCCUGUCUGACGGAGAGGAGCCCCCGCCCUACCAGGGCCCCUGCACCUUACAGCUGAGGGACCCAGAGCAGCAGUUGGAGUUAAACAGGGAGUCGGUCAGGGCCCCCCCCAAUAGAACCAUCUUCCACAGUGAAGUGAUAGACAUGCACAGUGGAGGGGGGGGAGGGCCGAGACCACCCAGCAGUAACUCUGGUAUCAGCGUAGCCAACAGCCACGGACGCAUGGAACGCUCGCCUCCGGCAUAUUGCGAGGUGAUUGGUCACUUUUUUCACCACCCGCACAGCAGUAACCCACUCGGGACCUGGACUGGGGGUGGGACCAGCCAGCAGGGCCAAUCAGAAAGCACAAUACCUGCCAAGGCCAGGAAAGGGGAGGAGCUGAGGUGAGAUGGAUGAGGGACUAAGCUGUCUUAGACUCCUCCCCCCUGUAAAGAGGUGUGGCCAAUCUCUAUAUGGACCGACACUCCCAGGAUGCACAACUAAACACAACAUUAUCAACCUGCUACUGCUAAACACAACAUUACCAACCUGCUACUGCUAAACACAACAUUAUCAACCUGCUACUGCUAAACACAACAUUACCGACCUGCUACAAUUAAACACAGCAUUAUCAACCUGCUACAACUAAACACAACAUUAUCGACCUGCUACAACUAAACACAGCAUUAUCGACCUGCUACAACUAAACACAGCAUUAUCGACCUGCUACAAUUAAACACAACAUUACCGACCUGCUACAACUAAACACAUCAUUAUCAACCUGCUACAACUAAACACAUUAUCAACCUGCUACAAAUAAACACAACAUUAUCAACCUACCACAACUAAACACAACAUUAUCAACCUGCUACAAC
Messenger RNA from Oncorhynchus gorbuscha (pink salmon), 1175 nucleotides. RefSeq names its product low-density lipoprotein receptor class A domain-containing protein 4-like. NCBI's taxonomy places the organism in Eukaryota, Metazoa, Chordata, Actinopteri, Salmoniformes, Salmonidae. Gene Ontology annotation, cellular component: Golgi membrane; early endosome membrane. Gene Ontology annotation, molecular function: R-SMAD binding. The transcript is spliced from 5 exons. Gene Ontology annotation, biological process: negative regulation of transforming growth factor beta receptor signaling pathway. The coding region runs from base 31 to 708 and encodes 225 amino acids. The record is from RefSeq and is a predicted model, not a curated record.